CAUAUGUAACAAUCUAAGUCAUAUGACCGUCACGUGUUUGUAACAUUUUAUUGUCCGGUCACAAAGGUGUCAUGUGAACAUUUAAAUCUUAAUUAGCAUAUAAAGGCCUUAGAUUUGUGAAAUCUUCACUUCGGAAGUACAGCUCAUUAAACCAAAGAUGCUCCGUGUUACAGUUGCAGUGUGCGUUAUUGCUGCCGUAUUUGCAGCCCCAUUUGACAAGGCCCUUGACAGCGAAUGGGAGGCAUUUAAGGUGGCACAUAAGAAGAACUAUGUCUCAAAAGAGGAGGAAUCAUUGAGACGUCUGUUGUGGGAGGACAAUUUACAGUAUGUACAGACACACAAUCUGCAGGCAGACAGAGGUGUACACACAUUCUGGCUCGGCAUGAAUGAGUACGCUGAUAUGGGUAUCAAAGAAUUUGUUGCUGUAAUGAACGGUUACAAGCACAACGCUACAGCCGUGUCACGAUGUGGACAUUACAUGACCCCUAACAACGUUGAACUUACCGAUCUGCCAGAUUCUGUUGACUGGAGAGAUAAGGGCUAUGUAACACCAAUCAAAAAUCAGGGACAAUGUGGAUCAUGCUGGUCUUUCUCAACCACAGGAUCACUGGAAGGACAACAUUUCAGGAAAACACAAAAUCUCGUAUCUCUCUCUGAGAAAAAUCUCAUGGACUGUUCUCAAAAAGAAGGUAACCAUGGUUGCCAGGGAGGUUUAAUGGACCAAGCUUUUGAGUAUGUUAUCAAGAAUGACGGUAUUGACACUGAAAAAUCUUACCCAUAUGAGCCCAGAAACGGAUUCUGUAGAUUCAAGCGUGACGAUGUUGGUGCCACUGAAGUUAGCUGUAUGGACAUUGAACACGAGAGCGAGACAGACUUACAGAAAGCUGUUGCUACGGAAGGCCCAAUCUCAGUUGCUAUUGACGCUGGACACAAAUCUUUCCAACUUUACAGGAGUGGUGUUUACAAGGAACCUGCUUGCAGCAGUACAAGACUGGACCAUGGGGUUCUAGCUGUAGGGUACGGUAGUGAGUCUGGACAGGAUUACUGGCUGGUUAAAAACAGCUGGGGAACCAGUUGGGGAGAUAGAGGAUACGUAAUGAUGGCAAGAAAUGACAAAAAUAUGUGCGGUAUUGCCACUCAGGCUUCUUUUCCCACUGUGUAAAUCAUAACCUGCACGUAAAUAUCGUGCGCAACAUGAUCAUCAAUAGAACAAUGAGAUUCAAAGACAUUCACUUCCUAAUGCUGUGAUAAAUUUUGUUGUUAGAGUUAAUAAAAUGAUAAUAUUGUGAAUAUAG
Mercenaria mercenaria is the source of this 1295-nucleotide messenger RNA. Its product is annotated as procathepsin L-like. Gene Ontology annotation, cellular component: lysosome. The record is from RefSeq and is a predicted model, not a curated record. The coding region runs from base 158 to 1162 and encodes 334 amino acids. The transcript has 9 exons. NCBI's taxonomy places the organism in Eukaryota, Metazoa, Mollusca, Bivalvia, Venerida, Veneridae. Gene Ontology annotation, molecular function: cysteine-type endopeptidase activity.